GCAAGAGAGAGAGAGAUUUCCACCAUUUCCUUGACGAGAGACUGCAUGAAAUUCACAAAGGCUUAGACAGAUCCGUGAAGAGUGUCGCGGCAAUAUGGCAAAUUUCCACCGGCUGUCACGCGGCGUUGGAUCUCCGGAGACCUGCGGCGGCGGCGGUACUAUCAGACGGUUAGCUUUCGUUACCUCGGUGGCGGUUCUCUUCUUCUUCGGCAUCUCGUUUCUCUUUGCUUCUGAGUACGAUUCGACUGAUCUCCAUGGCUCCGGCGUCGAUUCAAAUGCAUAUGGAUUCGGAUCCACCAGGAGAUCCAUAUUGGAUGUGAAGUCGGAUCCACUCAAGCCACGGUUGAUCCAGAUCAGGAAACAAGCCGACGACCACCGAUCUUUGGCACUGGCUUACGCUUCUUAUGCACGCAAGCUUAAGCUCGAGAACUCUAAGCUUGUUAGAGUUUUCGCGGAUCUUUCGAGAAAUUACACGGAUCUGAUUAACAAGCCAUCUUAUCGUGCUCUAUAUGAGUCCGAUGGGGCCUCGAUUGAUGAGACGGUGCUUCGGCAGUUUGAGAAGGAAGUGAAGGAGCGGAUUAAAAUGACCCGGCAAGUGAUUGGUGAAGCGAAAGAGUCAUUUGAUAACCAGCUCAAGAUACAGAAGCUAAAAGACACGAUUUUUGCAGUUAACGAGCAGUUAACAAAGGCUAAGAAGCAAGGGGCCUUCUCCAGCUUGAUUGCCGCAAAAUCGAUACCGAAGAGCUUGCAUUGCCUUGCGAUGAGGCUGAUGGAAGAAAGGAUCGCUCACCCAGAGAAGUAUACGGAUGAAGGGAAGCCUAAACCCUCAGAAUUGGAGGAUCCUAAUCUUUACCAUUAUGCUAUAUUCUCGGACAAUGUGAUUGCGGCAUCUGUAGUGGUGAACUCUGCUGUGAAGAAUGCCAAGGAGCCAUGGAAGCACGUGUUCCAUGUCGUGACGGAUAAGAUGAAUCUCGGGGCGAUGCAGGUUAUGUUCAAAUUGAAGGACUAUAACGGGGCACACAUAGAGGUGAAAGCUGUCGAGGACUACAAAUUUCUCAACUCUUCGUACGUACCCGUGUUGAGGCAAUUGGAAUCUGCGAACCUUCAAAGGUUCUAUUUCGAGAAUAAGCUUGAGAACGCGACCAAGGAUACCACGAAUAUGAAGUUCAGGAACCCCAAGUAUUUGUCUAUACUGAAUCACUUGAGAUUUUAUUUACCCGAGAUGUACCCGAAACUGCACAGGAUACUCUUCUUGGACGACGAUGUGGUUGUGCAGAAGGACUUGACGGGGCUGUGGGAAAUCGAUAUGGACGGAAAGGUGAAUGGAGCUGUAGAGACGUGUUUUGGGUCGUUCCAUCGGUACGCUCAAUACAUGAAUUUCUCGCACCCAUUGAUUAAAGAGAAGUUUAACCCUAAAGCCUGUGCCUGGGCAUAUGGAAUGAACUUCUUCGAUUUGGAUGCUUGGAGGAGGGAGAAGUGCACAGAAGAGUAUCACUACUGGCAAAAUCUGAACGAGAACAGGACGUUGUGGAAGUUGGGGACGCUGCCGCCGGGGCUAAUAACGUAUUACUCGACGACGAAGCCGCUGGACAAGUCAUGGCAUGUGCUUGGGUUGGGUUACAACCCCAGCAUCAGCAUGGACGAGAUCCGGAACGCUGCUGUCGUUCACUUCAACGGCAACUUGAAGCCUUGGCUUGACAUCGCUAUGAACCAGUUCCGUCCCCUCUGGACCAAACACGUCGACUACGACCUCGAUUUCGUCCAGGCCUGCAACUUCGGUACCUGAAAUCUUUCUUUACUUAUUAUUAUUAUUGGUUUAUCAUUUGAGCUCCAGAGGCAUAUAUAUAUAUAUAUAUUGUGCGUAGAGGUAGUCAUAUUUUUAAUUUGGCUGGUAUUACCACGUCGGGAUGUAAGCCCUUGGGUCUCCACCGGAACACAAGUGUGUUUAGAUUUACUGGUCUUUUCUUUUCUUUUUUCGGUUACUUCCGUUUCAGUUAAAGCAGCAACUACUACCAAAAAAAGGACAUGAUUUUGGAUUA
Tarenaya hassleriana is the source of this 2039-nucleotide messenger RNA. Its product is annotated as galacturonosyltransferase 8. The record is from RefSeq and is a predicted model, not a curated record. Gene Ontology annotation, molecular function: polygalacturonate 4-alpha-galacturonosyltransferase activity. Lineage: Eukaryota; Viridiplantae; Streptophyta; Magnoliopsida; Brassicales; Cleomaceae. The coding region runs from base 95 to 1786 and encodes 563 amino acids. The transcript has 3 exons.